Molecule: messenger RNA, 1285 nt
Organism: Tarenaya hassleriana
Lineage: Eukaryota; Viridiplantae; Streptophyta; Magnoliopsida; Brassicales; Cleomaceae
Product: AP2-like ethylene-responsive transcription factor SMZ
Exons: 7
Coding region: 111-1169 (352 amino acids)
Biological process (GO): regulation of DNA-templated transcription
Molecular function (GO): DNA binding; DNA-binding transcription factor activity
Source: RefSeq, a predicted model, not a curated record
CGUUCUUUUUCUCCCCCUCUCCAUCUCAUCUCAUCUCUCUCUCUCUCUGGACCGCGGCAACGUCGUCUCGAAAGAAUCUCGGGAACGAGAAAGAAAACAAGCAAAAACCCAUGUUGGAUCUCAACCUCGGAAUCUUCUCCUCACACAACAAUCACGAAGAAGAUGAUCGGAAAACUACCGCCGGAGAUUGUUCACCCAACAAAUCCUCCUCCGGCGCCGAUCCCUUCAUCGCCUUCGGCAUUCUAAAACGAGACCACGACGAAACCCGACGUCCCCAUCAUCACACUCUCCUCGGGACACGUCAGCUUUUUCCGAUCGCCGGAGAGAAUCCUUCCGACUUCUCCGGCGGCGGAGACGCCGAUCAAUGGCUGAACCUCUCGCCGGCUCUGCAAAAGAUUGCUUAUCAUAACGAUAACAAUAGUAAGAAGGCGACGAAGAAGAGCCGGCGAGGGCCUAGGUCUAAGAGUUCUCAGUACCGAGGGGUCACUUUCUACAGAAGAACCGGUCGAUGGGAGUCUCAUAUUUGGGAUUGUGGAAAGCAAGUUUAUUUGGGUGGUUUUGACACUGCCUAUGCAGCAGCAAGAGCAUACGACCGAGCUGCCAUCAAAUUCAGAGGCCUCGACGCAGAUAUCAACUUCGACGUCAACGAUUACAGAGAAGACAUUGAAAAGAUGAACAACUUAAGCAAAGAAGAGUUCGUCCAGUCACUGAGGCGAGUGAGCGCCAGUUUUGCAAGGGGAACCUCUAGAUACAAAGGCUUCACGCUCCAUAGAUGCAACAAAUGGAAUUCAGAUUCGGUCCAUCUCUUCCAAAACCGGAUAUGGGACGUUGUGGGAGGCAUCGAUUGCAAGGAAAUGGGAAACGGCGGAGGAGGAAUGAUGUUAGGUGCCUAUAAUGAAGGAAACGAACACAACGAUCUCUCACUAAGUCUCGGAAUACCAUCAUCAUCAUCAUCCACGACCACGAAAACAAAACCGAAGACAACCGACUGUUUUAACGGAUCGAAGACGGUGAAUUUGUUCGGUAAGAGAUCGUCACCGAUCUAUCUACCGGUGGAAACCAUGAAAAAGCCAUUGAAGACAGUUGCUGCAGCAUCAUCAGGAUUCCCUUACAUCGCCAUUAUCAAUCCCUCUUCCAAUAUUACUUCCCCUUAUAUUCUUGAUCCAUAGAGGAUCAUUCAUAUUUUAUAUAUUAACAGUUAUUUUUUGGAUUGUAAUUAUAUCGAAUUGGAAGAUGAGAAAAAACCCUUAUCCACAAAAAGGAAAUGCAUAUCCCACUAUAUAUA